This is a messenger RNA of Anopheles darlingi, 4223 nucleotides long. It is a transcript of the gene oc, whose product is annotated as homeotic protein ocelliless. The transcript has 4 exons. The coding region runs from base 822 to 2297 and encodes 491 amino acids. The record is from RefSeq and is a predicted model, not a curated record. Gene Ontology annotation, cellular component: nucleus. Gene Ontology annotation, biological process: regulation of transcription by RNA polymerase II. Gene Ontology annotation, molecular function: RNA polymerase II cis-regulatory region sequence-specific DNA binding; DNA-binding transcription factor activity, RNA polymerase II-specific. NCBI's taxonomy places the organism in Eukaryota, Metazoa, Arthropoda, Insecta, Diptera, Culicidae.
GCGGAUUAACAUUAAUUAUCAUUUUUAUUGUUGUUUGUUUAAUUAAAUCUCUGCUUUGCGGAAGAUACAAGCUACAAAAGCGUGCAGUUCAGCGUACACCGCAUUUUAUAUGCGGACACAAGGUGUAUACUGCGCGAAUCCAAGUGUGAUUAUCUAGUUUCUAGUGAUAACUUGAGCAUCCCAACUUGGGGCCUUCGUUGGCGAUAAAUAGGUUCGAAGCUACGAAUCCACGAUCAACACUACUCCACACAACAGCGUUCCGAUCUUUAACAUGGAAGGAUUAACAUGCACGACAAGUUUUUCGUGCUAUGCGUGCUAGCUUAGUGUCAAAUAUGCCAGUGGUUCUUAAGUGUCAUAAGUGUAAACAAUAAGGCAGAUGUGAAUUGAACUUCGUUUUCUGAAACGUUGAAACAUACAUCAGUUAUUCGAUUCUAUCUCAGUUAAAUAAUCUGGAAAACACAAGUAUUGGAACAUAAAACAAUGUUAUAAUAGAACUAUACAUGUAAAGUGGAGUGCAAAUCGUACACAGUGUUGUUCCUGUGCCUUUCCGUUGUUCACUUGUUUUCAUCAGUGAGGUUUCUACCGAAAGAAUUCGAAUCGAUUAAGAGCCUUAACGCAUCGGCAAAAUUCUCUUAUUGCAUCCAUCAACAACUAUCAUCCAUCAUCUAUCAAAGCGCUGAAUCACAAUUUAAAGGAAUACAUCAACGCUACGAACAAGAUAACAUCGAUCUUGUGAGGGUGUCGCUACCGUUUUGUUGAAAACAUAGAAAGCUGCUGCAGCAAAUACUGCAAGAGUGGCGCUACACUCGACUGAGGCCCUGAUGGCGGGCUUUCUGAAGUCCACUGACCUUGGGCCGCAUCCGCAUGGUUACGGAACCGGUCACCAUCCACAUCAUGCACAUCCGCAUGGACCUCUACCGCCCGGAAUGCCUAUGACAUCAUUAGCCCCGUUUGGUCUUCCUCACGGGCUAGAUGCUGUAGGAUUUCCGCAAGGUAUGUGGGGUGUCAACCCUCGGAAACAACGCAGAGAGCGAACAACAUUCACUAGAGCACAACUCGACGUACUGGAAGCGCUUUUUGGGAAAACGCGAUACCCCGAUAUUUUUAUGCGUGAAGAGGUGGCCCUAAAAAUAAACCUUCCGGAAUCCAGAGUACAGGUGUGGUUCAAAAAUCGACGUGCCAAGUGUAGACAACAACUGCAACAUCAGACGUCCUCCAAUCUUAAUAGCAGCAAAUCUUCGGGAAACAACACGAACGGCUCUGUUCGCCAGUCGAGCAGUGGAUCGGGGUCAGGUGGUGGUUCCUCCAACGGCUCCGCAGGCAGUUCUUCAGUUACCAGCGGUGCCAGUAACAACAGCAGCAAGAACUCAAUCGUGAAUGCUAAUAAUAAACCAACGAUAAAGCACACGCCGAUGAAUAGUCAUAGUCACAGUAACAGUCACAGCCAGGGUGGCAGUGGGCAGCCAGGAGGCUCAUCGGGUGGGGCCGGACCAACGAGCAAUAGCGGUCAGUCUAACGCGGGCGUCUCAAGCCACAACAGCUCUCAGCAUGGGCUAAGCCACAGUAAUGCCUCCCCUAUUCUACCGAUCACUCCAUCAACCUCUGUGAGCCCACCAAUCAAUGUGAUCUGCAAGAAGGAGCAAACCUCAUCCUUCCACCACGGCAGUGCUAACACAGGUAACGAAGCAGCCAUGAAGGCGGCUGCUGCUGCAGCUGGCUAUGAAUUGUUGAAAGAGUCUGAGUUGAACCUUGCACAUCACUCUUCCACCGCUUACGUCAAUAUAAACUCGCGACUAGGCCAGUCACUGGGUGCGGGUAGUGGUAUCCCUGGAACUGUUGGCGGUGGUUCACUCGGUAGUUCGAUUGGUGGAACGAUUAGCGGAGCUAUUGGUGUGGUAGGUAGUGGCGGACUUGGCAAUGGUCCUUCGGCUGCUGGUAAUUUGACCCCACUAGGUUCAAACUCUUCUAUUAUGACUACGCCGUCACCACCGAUUACUCCGCAGACUUCUCACAAUCCCUUGUCGUACGUGCCCAAUCAUGAAACGUAUAACUUCUGGCACAACCAGUACCAACAGUACCCAAAUAACUACAAUGCGCCGUCCUACUACACUCAGAUGGAUUAUUUCAACAAUCAAAACCAAGGGAAUUACAAUAUGGGGCAUACCGGAUACAGCACCUCUGCCAAUUUUGGACUUGCUUCCACAUCGGCUCUUGCUGGUCCCAUGGGUUCACAGACCUUUAGCCCAAACGGUCUCGACUAUAUGAGCCCCCAAGAUAAGUACGUCAAUAUGGUAUAAGCUACAGAAUAGUAAAAGGACGAAAAUUGUCAUUUCUAAUUAAUGUGUUUUACAAGUUUUCUGAUGUACUAGAAAGCUGUUCACCAUAACAUACCAUAUCACGCCAAUUCCAUUUCUGCGUUCUGCUUUGAAAAACAAUUGAGCUCUUACAGCAGCAGCCAAACGAAAAACAAGCUUCAAACCAUAUCAGAAAAUUUAAGAAAGUGGAAUGUUUAGUUUGAACUUUACUUCGACAAAUGUUAAUAGAAAUGAUUGGGUUGUUUUUUCGAAUUUCUCCCAUACCUAGUUCCACACUCUUGCACACUUCAGUGUUACACGUAAUGACGGUAAUAUGACCAAAAAAAAAAAGCUCAGAUACUAUUUAUUUCAUUUGGUUAUGUAUAGCAAAUAUCAACAAAUCAUAUCACUAGUUUUGCUGUCCACCAGACUAUACCUGCUUUCUCGAAGACUUUUCCUUAUACUUAUGCUUUCCUUGUUCAUUAUAUAUGUGCAUAAUUCCAACAGGAAAAAAGUUCCCAUGGAAUACCUCUUCUAUAAAUGAAAUAGGGAAUAAAUAUGUUGUUUCGAAAAUAUAACGAAUAACUUAUACAUAACCUGAAUGUUUUGUGCAAAUCAGUUCUUGCAAGGUUCAUUUUUAAAUUCAUAAGUUUUUUGAGUUUCCACUUAAACUUUAAGAAUGCUAUAAAAAUUGUUUGCACUCGGCUAAUGUUACUGGAGAGAUUAAAAGGUUGAACUACGUACUAAAAUCUGAGAGUUCAGGAAUGAGAUCCGGCUGUAACGAAGUAGUGCAAUUGUAUUUCAACACGGUAUAAACUCUAGCCGAUAGUGAAAAUCGUUGAAAGGCUCGAUAAUUGUAAAAGGAAGCUCUGAAGAAAUUUGAAAAGCAAGCAAAGUACAAGAACAUCAUAGAUAAAAAGUUAAAAUUUCUUCAAAACAUAUCUCUGGUUCAUACUUGGUAUGAGCGCGGUAAAAUUCAUAGUUUGAAUGUUUUUCAAAAAGUGAAAGAAUUGUCAUUACGUCGUGAACCUUUCAAGUUCAAUAUCCAUGAACUCCCAUGCAUAUAAGCCAUAAGUUAUUCGUGUGAGACAACGUACGAGAACAAAAAAUAUAUGUAGGUAUAGCGGUGGAAGCGAGAUUCGCAAAACAAUGUAUGGAAAUUUAAAACAAAUCUCUAACACUAGGAAACACUAUUUUUCUCUUUUCCUUAACGGAACGAAAAUGGCAAAGAAAGCGAAAAUAGUAAUAAAAAAGGAACAGAUAGAAUCAGAGUGAGACACGCUACCAUUCACGCCAUUCAUGGCGAAGUUGGACAAAAAAUGUAUGCUAAGGAAAGCGAUAAGAAAAAUAAACCAUUAAGGGAUGUUAGAUUAAGGCGCUAUUGUGAGUUUUAGGAAUCAGAUGAAUAAUAGGGUUUUCUGUAAAAUAUGGAAUGCAUUGAGUUUAGUUCGAGCGUAAGACGAUCAUUGUUUUCAUUUGUGACAAGGGAUUUGUUUCCAGCACACAGAGAGAUAAACAAUUAUUAAGUUCAGUAAUAGUUCCAUCAAUCUAGGAAAAUCCACAUUCGAAUGUUGGAGGGGAUAGAAAAAAAAACUCCAACUUGAGCAUAAACCCAAAUCUUUUUCAAAAAGAACAAUCGGAUACUAUAUUGAAUGCAAACGAUGUUAAUUGCUGAGCUGAAUUCAUGAACGCAUAUUCCAUUUUAUGGUGGAGCUAGAAGUCUAAAAGUUGUAAAAAUCGUAAAUUCGAACUGAUGAAGCGAAAAAGUAUCACGCUCAUAAAAAAUCAAAGCAAAAGCAUUUCUCGGAUAGCCAGUCCUCGUCGUAGAAAACAUAUUUUCCAGAAAUGUCACAUCCUAACUAAUCACUCCAUUGCUACCAGCUCACUGUUGUAUAUAGUAUUCUAUCGUAUUAUUGAAAAGCGUAUUAU